AGGCGCCCAACCGGGCGCGGGCGCGGGCGCGGGCGCGUCCAUCCGCCCCCCGACUUCCCAUUCCCACCGCGCGCACCCGCCAAAUCAACCACCCCUUCGUCGCCCCCGUUCCGUCCCGUCCCGUUCCGGCAGGCAGCCACUCGCGAAGGCGAAGACGCAGGCGCCGAGCCGCCGACCCCACGGGCCCCCACCCCACUCCCGCCGCGCCUCUCCCUCCGCGUUUCCAGAUCCCCCCGCUCGCCCGUGCCGCGGCAUUGGCACCGGCACCCCGCCGAGCGCCCGCAAUGCGAGCCUUCUAGCUUCCCGUAGCACGGACGGAAUCGCGAGAGGCAUGCAUCCCAAGCCCGAGGGCGGCGAAGCCAACGGGGCCGCCGCGGAGGCGGGCUCCCCGCGGUCCGGCAACUUCCGGCAGCGGAGCAUGCACGCCGCCCCCGCGGAUCCGGAGGCGGCGCGCCGGGCGUUCGAUGUCGAGAACCCCCCGCCUUGCUCCGCCGCCGCGGGCGGCGGGCUCCGGCCCAGCGAGUCCGUCACCAAGCUGGAGUCGCUGGAGCGCGCGGAGCGCGCCGCGCUGGCGCCCGCCGUCGUGCUCAGGACCGGGUUCUACAUCCUGGUGUGGUACGCGUUCAGCACCUGCCUCACCCUAUAUAACAAGACGCUGCUGGGGGACAAGCUCGGCAAGUUCCCGGCGCCGCUGCUGAUGAACACCGUGCACUUCGCGCUGCAGGCGGGGCUCUCCAAGCUCAUAAUCUUCUUACAGUCCAAGGGGCCGGAGGCCGCCGUCGAGAUGGGGUGGAAAGACUACUUCAUCAGAGUCGUGCCAACUGCUCUCGGGACGGCCUUGGACAUAAACCUGAGCAACGCAUCUCUUGUGUUCAUCUCGGUGACGUUUGCUACUAUGUGUAAAUCAGCCUCCCCGAUAUUCCUUUUGCUUUUUGCGUUUGCAUUUAGGUUGGAGAAUGCUAGCAUCAAGCUUCUAGGAAUUAUAGUUGUUAUUUCUACUGGAGUUCUGUUGACAGUUUCCAAGGAGACGGAGUUUGACUUCUUGGGCUUCAUUUUUGUGACGCUUGCUGCUGUUAUGUCGGGAUUCCGUUGGUCCAUGACUCAGAUUCUACUGCAGAAAGACACUUACGGCCUGAAGAAUCCAAUUACCUUGAUGAGCCAUGUUACGCCAGUGAUGGCCAUAGCCACUAUGAUACUAUCUCUAUUACUGGACCCUUGGAGUGAAUUUAAAAAAAAUUCAUAUUUCGAUAACCCUUGGCAUGUCAUGCGCAGUUGCCUACUUAUGCUUAUAGGAGGAACUUUAGCUUUUUUCAUGGUGUUAACAGAGUAUAUACUUAUUUCAGCAACAAGUGCCAUAACCGUCACAAUAGCUGGAGUAGUAAAAGAAUCUGUAACCAUUUUGGUUGCGGUAUUUUAUUUCCAUGAUGAAUUUACUUGGUUGAAAGGGGUUGGUCUUUUCACCAUUAUGGUUGGUGUUAGCUUAUUCAAUUGGUACAAGUAUGAGAAAUUCAAAAGGGGUCAUAUAGAUGAGGAUGAUGCCAACUCUCCUUCAUGUACUGGUGACGUCAAGUACAUUAUUCUAGACGACUUGGAGUAUCAGGAUGAAUUUGAGGAGGAAGAUACAUAAUUUUGUAGUACAGCGACUUUCAACUGCCACAGGCUUGUUCAUGCCUGACCCAUUGAUACCUGCCCAUUGAAAUAUUACUUAUGGAGGUUUUCUCUGGAAAACAUACAUGAACACACCUAAGGCUAGGUGUGAUUAUACUAUGCUCGCCAAAAUCUGAUGCGAUCUGUGUGAGCUAUGUUUGUCACGAUGGAUGUUGAAUUCUCAUCUUGAUUGAACAGUCAGGCUAACUACACUGUCAAGCACUCCAUCGGAUCAGAAUUCCCAUUUUGCGAAGAUUAGCAGCGGUUACAGAAUGACAUGCAUGCUAUAGCAGGAACUGCUGAGAAUGCUCGGGAUCUGUAUAUUUGUUGUUGUCUUUGCGUUAGUGCGCUUGCACAUAUUCAUUCUUGAACCUCCACAUUUUUGGUGACGAGGUGUACUCAUUCUCUAUAUAGGCCUGUUUGUAAAACUGACCAGAUGAUACCCCACACGUGCUGUUUUCCCUUAAAACCUAGGGAGCGGCAUUUGGUUUUCGCUGUAUACUGUUUCGGGGCACCGAAUAUGUUGUGGCUUGAUUGGGAACUGGUUAUAAGAAAAGCAUGAUAGAUUGGGAACUGAAUUUCUGUUA
This is a messenger RNA of Zea mays, 2234 nucleotides long. RefSeq names its product probable sugar phosphate/phosphate translocator At1g06470. The transcript has 12 exons. Lineage: Eukaryota; Viridiplantae; Streptophyta; Magnoliopsida; Poales; Poaceae. Bases 332 to 1627 code for a protein of 431 amino acids. The record is from RefSeq and is a predicted model, not a curated record.